Messenger RNA from Haemonchus placei, 2214 nucleotides. The record is from the annotation of a GenBank genome assembly. Lineage: Eukaryota; Metazoa; Nematoda; Chromadorea; Rhabditida; Trichostrongylidae.
AUGGACAAGGCGGCCGCAUCAUUACCUCCUCAACAGUUCGCUCCGUUGCUACCAUUAGCGUUCAAGAAUCUAGCCAGUCAGCCAGAUUCAACUGCUCCCCUGCAUAUUCUUUGUAUGGAACAUGUAGUCACCUUCGUCUUUCAUGCAUUCCCAGCAAACUUCCUCGCUGGUUUGGAUAUGGCUUUAGAUGGUUGCAACACUGGCGAAACGCCGCCAGCUCUUCUACAAGUUUUUGUUGAGCGCUUAGGAGCAGAAAAUUACGAAACCCAGAAAGGAAGCUUCGUUUUGGAUGCACAGAAGGCUGGUGAAUGUGCUCUGCUACUAGCGCGACGUCUCAGCGAUGCACGAUCCCGGGCUUCGUCGCUGUAUGCAGUGUGGGGGCGAUACCUGGACUCUGUAACCAGACUCGCCCAACUGUUUCUUUUUAUUCCUGUACAACAAGGCUUUUCUGCUGAGGCUCCCACUAGCAUCGUACAAAGAGAUUUUGCCGAAGUUUUUCAAAGAGUUCUUGCCGUUUUCUCACCUCUUGUUGUGCCAAUGUCUGCUUCUGUACCUCCGUUUUCGCCUUCCAACGAAGCUGAAGCCGAAAUGGUUCUGGACAGAUUCGUUCAUCUUCUUACUGCCCUCCCACAUAAUGGUGCUCUUCAGCCUGGGAGCCAGAAUCUCCCAUCUCUGGUAUGGCAAUUUUAUUUCGAAAAGUUGUCUAUACUAUCGCAUGGAUCUACUCACUUUUUCUCGUUAAUUGAACGCAGUUUUGUACGUAUCCCUUGGCCUUCGUUCUAUCCAUCGGAGCGAGGCCUUGGUGCUAUGGAUGAGUGUCUUGCCAGUCGAUCGCCCUGUUGUGCUCCGUUUAUAGCGCAGGUCGUGGUACGAAUAUUAUGGAAGGAUGUGUUAAUACAUAUCGAGCUGCUUCCUCAGUAUCUUUCGCUUCUAUUCAGUGUUUUGGUACGCAUUGGCUCCACCGCUUCGAAUUAUGUCAAAGUACGCGCCUCGAUGAUGGAUCUGGUCAAAAUGCUUUCUCAACGAAACGAUUGGUCAUCGGUAUCACCUGAACGUGCCGAGGAACUGGCUAAAAUGGUGGGCGUAUGCCUUCCAUACGACUCACUCACCAAUCCAACGGAUGUAGUGGGAGUGCUACAAAUAAUAUGGCGCAAGAUUUGCUGUUUCAUCGUCCGUAAUCCCUACUCGUCAGUUGCUUUACUCAAACAGACGGCUUGGCUACGAACCGAGUGCGCUUUGGUGCUUCGUGGUGGCGCUACAGCUGCACCACCCGCGUACAGCUCACUGAUUGCGGAUGUUGAUGCUUUGUCCAAGCAACAUGAGAAUCUUCGAGCCUUUUCCGUGGUUGCGAGGGAACUUACAGCGUUAUGGAGCAGGAUUUCGGAUUCUAAAUUCGGAGAAUCGUUGGUAACAACAUGGAAUGCUUAUAUUGAUGCAAAUCCCGAGUCACCACUGGUACUUAUGUCACUAAAUACCAUUAUUGGCUCGCUCAAUUCUGACCAAAUAACGACAGCGCUUAAAGUAAUGGAGAAGACUAUUAGAGCGUACUUCAAACGAAAUUGCUUUUCAUGGUCUGAGUUGAUGGAAUGGGCACAAUGUCCAUUGGCAGAUUCUACUGAAUUCAGCAAAAACGUUUCCAGUUCCAACAAAGCGCAUCCUCUGAUGUUAACGACUGCAUGGUUUCUGAAAUUCUUGCCGCCAAGUAAUGAUGUUGCUCAAGCUCUUCAUGGAUUUGUUACCAGUAUUAAACCCAAGCACGUCUGGUGUGAAGCUUCUUUUCUGCUGUUGAUUUGGCAAGAGGUCCGAUGGCUGGCCGACUCUGCAAUUGCUGCCCAUGCCAAUCCCGGCUCUCCUCACGAUGACAGGCUGCAGUCUUUUAUGCGAUGGCUCAGCAAGGUAAUGCUUUCACCCAAGAAGUUCCAAUUCAACCAGGAUUGUACAAUUCUUACAAUUCUCGAGUUGUAUCUGAUGCAGCAAAUGGUGGGGGAUUCGAAGUUACCGAGAGCCUCGGAGAACGCUCCUGUUUUGAACAGCCGAAUCCACGGACUUAAAGAAGCUGCAUCUGUUAAGGCGAACCAACCGUUUGCAGCUGCUUUCAACAUCGCCACACCAUUCUUCGUACAAGUCGACCUGCACCAUAUUGGUUCGGCUCCAAGCCUCGUUCUUCAAUGUUCAAGGGCUCUAUUCAAAGAGAAGUUCUUAUUGGAUACGUGA